AUGGAUUUGGUCCAAAAAGCAUUCCUCCGAGCUUGCAUUAAUCACAGCUGCCUUGAUCUGGAGCAGAUUGAUGUCAUAUUGAAACCAAUGUGUGAGCAUCACGGAGUAACCAAACCUAGUAAGGAUACUUUGCGCGAUUUUGUUGGUGAUAUAGCGGCAACCAUUAAGGAAUUGAAGCAAUCUUUGCGGUUUAUAAAGCAUCCCAUCAGUGGCAAGGAGUACCUUGUCUUUGGGCUCACCGAUGCCACACCCGAUACGCAUAAUCAUCCCGGCUUGACGCCAGAGGAGUGUCAGUAUUUUUCCAUAAUAUUGGACAAGCUGGCGGUGCAGGAGGACUUUCACAUAGCCUGGCAUGAGGCUUACUCUGUGGAUUUCAAAGGUUCGUCACGACCACCAAAGAAGCAUCGCAUGCAGGAGCUGGUGCAGUUAUGGACCGAUAUGGGCUACUUUCUGGAGGCGCAGGAUCAACUGUAUUUGGGACCACGUAGCAUAGUAGAGUUUGAGUUUUAUUUACGCUCCAACUAUGAGGACACAAUCAAGGAAUGUGCGCUCUGCCGCCAGCUGGUGCUCUGGGAUGUCAAGUGCUCCGAUUGCGGGCGAAAGAUCCAUCGCGAGUGCAUACGCAAAUAUUUAAGAACACGUUCGAAUUGCCCCAGCUGCAAUAAGAAAUGGUGCACACGACUUAGCAUAUAACUUAUACAUAGCUUAAACAAAUAUACAUGUUACAAUUAUUAAAUGUAUGGCCGCUCCCAAGCGUCCAAUUAAUGAAAUUACAAAUGCUUUAUUUAAUUUAUAUUUCGUAUUUUAUAAGCUAAUAUUUCAUGUUUCACUAUUUUUCUCAUUUCAUUUUGUGAACUUCAAUUAAAAAUUUCAGUAUUUUUUUUUUAUAAGUUUACGUUUUUUGGGCUUAAGCGUUAACUUUUACAUUAGGCUUCUCAAACUUACAAAUUAUAUGAGUGACAAUAGUAAAAGUAUCAAUUUUCUUCUCAAUAAAUCAAAAAAUGUUCAGUUGCCACAGUUAAUUAAUUAUUGUUGGGGCUCUGUUGUUACUCUUUGCUAAACUACUUUGUUAUUUUUCUUAUAUCCUAAGGUGAAUUUAAUCUUUCACGCUCAGCUCUGGGUUAU
Molecule: messenger RNA, 1125 nt
Organism: Drosophila busckii
Lineage: Eukaryota; Metazoa; Arthropoda; Insecta; Diptera; Drosophilidae
Gene: Nse1
Product: non-structural maintenance of chromosomes element 1 homolog
Exons: 1
Coding region: 1-693 (230 amino acids)
Biological process (GO): DNA damage tolerance; double-strand break repair via homologous recombination
Cellular component (GO): nucleus; Smc5-Smc6 complex
Molecular function (GO): ubiquitin-protein transferase activity
Source: RefSeq, a predicted model, not a curated record